AUGCUUCGCCGUUGUGUUUCCGCUGUCGCGCCAGCAGCGCAUGUUCCUUACCCAGCCACCGCGGUGGCUGAAGUGCAGAAACGCUUUCUGAAAAUUGUCAAGUCUACUUUCGGCUACUACCUAGCUCGGAGGGGACAGCGUAAGUUUCCGUUCCAUCGUAGACCGCAUAUCAAGAACACUCAGGCAAUGAAUCUAAACGCGCCGUACUUCUGGAGCUACAUGACGGCGAAGAGCCAGUCCUUUUUCCUUCCUGAGGAUAAUUACAUAACUGGCGACUGGACAGGGAAGUUCUUCGUCUCAAAGCGACAGGUGUAUACUCUUCAACAUGCCACUGGCGGAGGAAAGGUGAGAGUCAAGUCGUUUCCAUCCGUUUUCGAGCUGAACAGCCCUUCUCGAUGGAAUGUAGGCAAGGAAAUGAACACAUUAACGAAGCCGAGAAUGGACCUCAUCGACGAGCAGAUGCUUACGAAGAAGCAGCGUUUAGAUUACGUGAAAGCAGGUUUUCUGCCCAAAUAA
Molecule: messenger RNA, 516 nt
Organism: Leishmania braziliensis MHOM/BR/75/M2904
Lineage: Eukaryota; Euglenozoa; Kinetoplastea; Trypanosomatida; Trypanosomatidae
Exons: 1
Coding region: 1-516 (171 amino acids)
Source: RefSeq, a predicted model, not a curated record